AUGGUUCUCUCGAACAGAGCCGCGGCGAAAGCGCAAGCGGAGUGGGUCUUAGUCGGCGGGAAGGAGUCAAAGAGCGUCGAGCGCGGGUGGAUCAUCGUCCCGGACAAGUCGAAGGACAGGAAGUCGGGGCCCAUCGUCGAGGAGCCCGAGCGCGCGGAUAAGGUGCUCGCGAGCCACGGAUACUGCAAGCGAUCGGAAGCGAAGGCGUGGAUCCGCCACGGCAGGGUCACGUUCGAGGGCGACGUCGUGAAAACGUGCGACGCGAAGGUCGUCGUCCGCUUGUACGACGGCGUGUGCGUCGACGGCAAGCCCGUGCCGUUGACGAAGAAGGAGUCGUCGGCGAAAGAGAACGACGAGAACGACGCGCCGUCUGCGGAGUGA
Molecule: messenger RNA, 381 nt
Organism: Micromonas pusilla CCMP1545
Lineage: Eukaryota; Viridiplantae; Chlorophyta; Mamiellophyceae; Mamiellales; Mamiellaceae
Exons: 2
Coding region: 1-381 (126 amino acids)
Molecular function (GO): RNA binding
Source: RefSeq, a predicted model, not a curated record